UUGGAUGGUUGUGGAUUUUCCCUAGAAAUCGGUAUCGAUGCUCUCAUUAAGAAAUCUCUAAUAACAGUUACAGGUGACAACACAUUGUGGAUGCAGGAUUUGCUCCAAGAGACGGGAAGACAAAUUGUUAGGCAAAAAUCUAUUGUCAACCCUGGAAAACGUUGCAGAUUGUGGAAGGGAAACGACAUCCAUCAUGUGCUAACACGAAACAUUGGUACUGAAGCGGUUCAAGGCAUGUUCGUAGAAAGAUUAUGGGAGCAAAGUAAGACGUUCAGUUUGAGCGGUGAUGUGUUCUUGAAGAUGACAAAACUAAGAUUGCUCAAACUCUUGUAUCUGGAAGCAAAUUCUGGAGAUGUCGUGUAUCUUUCUACUGAGUUACGGCUUAUCAAUUGGCCAGGAUUUCCUUUUAAAUCCUUGUGGAACCUCUUAUGCCUUGUAGCAGGAUCGAAGAACUGUGGGAGGGAAAGAAGGUUGAAAUUGGUCGACCUGAAAAACUCCGAGAGCUUACCGGAGUUGAGCACGGCUACAGAUCUCCAAGGUUGUACCAGCCUAGUAGACGUUCAUCCUAAGCAGGAUUAA
This is a messenger RNA of Hibiscus syriacus, 579 nucleotides long. RefSeq names its product probable WRKY transcription factor 19. The record is from RefSeq and is a predicted model, not a curated record. The transcript is spliced from 5 exons. Lineage: Eukaryota; Viridiplantae; Streptophyta; Magnoliopsida; Malvales; Malvaceae. Gene Ontology annotation, biological process: defense response. Bases 91 to 579 code for a protein of 162 amino acids.